GAGAUUCUUUAGAGCAAGAGAGGCUUGGUAGUUUGUUCAACUAAGUGGGUCCUUUCGAUGGGUUUAUUACCCGAAAGCAAAAACUAGAAAGUGGGGUCGUCUCUCUCAUUACUACAGCUAAUUUUCCCUUCAUUUCGUUCAUAUUCUCUCCCCAUAUCAUUCAACCCUUCUUGGCAAGAUCUGAUUUGCCCCUUUACAAAAGCCAGACGGAGAGAGACAAACCCACAAGCGGAACGGAUUCAAAAUUCCAUUAACAGGGCUCUUCUUCAAUUUCUCCAUUUCCUUCUCUACAAAUUCUUCUCGAACUUCUCUACAACCCCUUUUGAACAAAGGAAAAAUGGGACCACUCAUUUGAACUGAACACUGAAGCAACCAAUCUCUUCCAGAUCUGAAACUUCUCAUUUCAGGGGUUUAGGCAUAGGAAUGAUAAGGAGAUGGGAAAGAAAGAAACUUGGUUUUCUUCUGUAAAGAAAGCUCUCAGUCCAGAUCCCAAAGAGAAGAAAGUUAAGGGCUCUAAGAAGUCGAAGAAGAAAUGGUUUGGAAAGCAAAAGCAUCCCAAUCCAGAUUCUACAGAGGCUGUGACAUUGCCAUCGCCACCUCGGCCAGAAGAGGCAAAUGUCAUCCAUUCAGAGAGUGAAGAUAACAAUGAGCAUUGCUCUGUCGAAGUUGCUUCUACAACAGAAGCAACGUCUGCAGCUACUCAAGCUAAUGAGGCUAGUGUCUCUACUAUUGAGCCAACUGUUGCUACUCCUUUUGUUGCGGCCGAAGUUGUGCCAAUCUCUACGGAAACUCAAAUUUUCAGCCCACCUAAGGAGGAAGUUGCAGCAACGAAGAUCCAAACUGUGUUCCGUGGAUACCUGGCAAGAAGGGCAUUACGGGCUUUACGUGGGUUGGUGAGGCUGAAAUCACUGAUGGAGAGUUCUACUGUGAAACGCCAAGCCUCAAAUACCCUUCGUUGCAUGCAGACUUUGGCUCGUGUUCAAUCUCAGAUCCAUUUUAGGAGGGUUAGGAUGUUGGAGGAGAAUCAGGCUCUCCAGAAACAACUCCUUCAAAAGCAUGCAAAAGACCUUGAGAGCUUGCGGAUUGGAGAGGAAUGGGAUGACAGUUUACAAUCAAAGGAGCAGAUUGAAGCCAGCCUACUGAGCAAAUAUGAGGCUGCAAUGAGGAGGGAGAGAGCUCUUGCAUAUUCCUUCACUCAUCAGCAAACCUGGAAGAAUGCUGCAAGGUCUGUCAACCCAGCCUUCAUGGAUCCAAGUAACCCCACCUGGGGUUGGAGCUGGUCGGAGCGAUGGAGUGGGGCUCGAGUGCAUGAUGUUCCUGAUCCAAUAGGAAAAGAGUCAAACAACAGUCAUUCUGGUAAGAAGAUGGCAAGUCGUGGCGUUGUCGGCGGCGAAAUCAGCAAAUCAUUUGCCCGCUUUCAGUUGAACUCAGAGAUGGAUUCCCCAACAGGCAGUCAAAAGACAACUCAUUCUGCUUUCCAGCCCUCCUCAACUCCUUCCAAGCCAGCUCCAUCUUCUGCUAUAAAAAAACUGAAGCCCCCAAGCCCAAGAAUCCUCUCCCUUCAUGAUGAUGACUCGAAAAGUAUCGUCAGCUUGCAGUCUGAAAGAUCACGAAGGCAUAGCACAGGAGGACCUUCCGUGAGGGACGACGAUAACAUGUCUACAGCUAGUGCUGUUCGUAGUUAUAUGACGCCUACUGAAUCAGCAAGAGCAAAAUCCAGAUUGCAGAGUCCAUUGGGAACAGCAGAGAAGAAUGGAACUCCAGAGAAAGGGUCUGCAGCAGCAACAGCAAAGAAACGGCUUUCUUACCCGCCUUCACCAGCCAGGCCAAGACGACAUUCGGGUCCGCCAAAGAUUGAAGUUGACCCGGAUGCAGGAAAGAGCCUUAGCAAUGGAGUUGGUGGCUAAAUUAUGCACAAAACGAUAUGGUUUUGCAGUCACAUGAAUGAACUGCUGCAGGAAGGAAAAGACUAAAGAGUGAAAAAGAUUUGUUGACCUUACAAUUUUAUUUUAUUUUAUUUAUUUUUCCACACACACCCACCCUAUGAUUUGAAGUGAUCCAUGAAAUGGUAUUUAUUCAUUUUACAUGUGUUUAAAACAUGUUCUCUGGGUAUCUGUUAAAUUCUUGAGUUUGGUACUGAGAAAACCACAGGACAAAGCAGGAUAAGUUAUGUUAUGGGUCACUGCUAUUAUUUACUUCCAUUGUGAUUAUUCUCCCCAAAACUACUGUGUAUCAUUAUUAUUUAUCCACUCGAUUUCUUUA
This is a messenger RNA of Cucumis melo (muskmelon), 2262 nucleotides long. RefSeq names its product protein IQ-DOMAIN 2. The record is from RefSeq and is a predicted model, not a curated record. Bases 435 to 1907 code for a protein of 490 amino acids. NCBI's taxonomy places the organism in Eukaryota, Viridiplantae, Streptophyta, Magnoliopsida, Cucurbitales, Cucurbitaceae. The transcript has 6 exons. Gene Ontology annotation, molecular function: protein binding.